This is a messenger RNA of Mugil cephalus (flathead mullet), 2248 nucleotides long. RefSeq names its product zinc finger protein 503-like. Lineage: Eukaryota; Metazoa; Chordata; Actinopteri; Mugiliformes; Mugilidae. Gene Ontology annotation, cellular component: nucleus. The record is from RefSeq and is a predicted model, not a curated record. Gene Ontology annotation, biological process: negative regulation of DNA-templated transcription. Bases 401 to 2098 code for a protein of 565 amino acids. The transcript has 2 exons.
UGAAAUAGACACCCGCGUGAGGAGGAAACGUCACAUUACUUCGACCCUCUCUGAUCGCGCAGGGAUCUCUCUUCGGCUGGGAGGCUGCGAAAGGCAGCGAUCCGCGGACUAAUUCAGACGCAGCUUCAAAGGAGGCGGAGUGAUCCCUCCUGCCCACGACCCACGUAAACCGAGUCCCCUCUCGGACCCACAGCCACACUGUCAGAGCGACGCCAGGGAUGAAGCAACGCGGCUGCGAAACGCACGGAUUCUGCCCACACACUCCCGAGUCUCUUUUAAGGAUUUAAGCUUGUUUUCUCUUUAUUUCUGGCAAAUGCUGUAACCGUCCGUUUUUUUUUUGAGCGCUGGCUUCUUUUACCCUACACAUGCAUUUUUCAACCAUUUACACGAGAAUUGGGUCAUGAUCACAUCGCCCACGGUCUCUGUCCUGAGAAAUAGCACGAAUCCAGCGUGGGAGAGCGGCUCCUCGGGGGAGAAGGGAGCAGCGAAGAUCAGCCAACUGUCCGUCUAUAACUCAGUCUCUCCCGCAGACCCCUCUCGCCAAGCCAGUCGGCUUCCCAUAAAGGUUUUGAAAAUGCUUACGGCUCGGGCAGGACACAUUUUACACCCGGAGUACCUUCAGCCUUUACCGUCCACUCCUAUCAGUCCCAUCGAGCUGGAUGCCAAGAAGAGUCCGCUGGCCCUUUUGGCCCAAACGUGCUCUCAGAUCGGCAAACCGGACCCGCCGUCGUCCUCCAAGCUGUCCUCUGUAACCUCGAAUGGAUCUAGUGACAAGGAGGGCAGAUCCGGCCCGUUGAAGAUGAGUGACAUCGGAGCCGACGACAAAUCUAGCUUCAAACCUUACUCGAAAUCGUCAGACAAGAAGGAUUCGAGCAGCAGCAGCCUCAGUGGAGAUAAAAACAGUUUCCGAGUGCCUAGCGCCACCUGUCAGCCGUUCACCCCCAGGACAGGCAGCCCCAGCUCCUGCACCUCAGUUUCUCCACUGCCGUCUGAUGGCAAAGCGGGGGACAAGGAGGAAAAGAAGGAGUCCGACAGCAAUAAAAGCAGCACGACAGAGAACAGCGGCAGCCAUAGGAUAAGUGGAAUUACCUCUGACGGCAACCAGCACCAAGAAAACACAUCUGGGUCUAAGACUGUUACAUCAGACUCUACGUCCGUAACCUCAUCCUCCUCCUCCGUCCUCGGCUCUGGACUGGUGGCCCCCGUGUCCCCCUAUAAGCCCGGCCAUACAGUUUUUCCCUUGCCACCUGCUGGCAUUUCCUAUCCUGGAAGUUUAGCGGGUGCGUAUGCGGGCUACCCGCAGACGUUCCUCCCUCCCGGAAUGACCCUUGACCCCACCAAAUCCAGCAGCCAGCUUUUGAGCGCGCAGUUUGCAGCUGCCAGCUCACUGGGAUGCAGUAAAGCAGGAACUAGCCCCUUAGCCGGAGCGUCCCCGCCGUCUCUAAUGUCCGCCAGUCUGUGUCGAGACCCGUACUGCCUGAGCUACCACUGCUCGAGCCACUUGUCGAGCGCGGCGAGCGCGAACUGCGCGCAUGACUCUGCGGCCGCCGCUGCGGCGGCCAACGCGCUCAAGUCCGGAUACCCGCUCAUGUACCCGACGCACCCGCUGCACGGCGUGCACACCUCGGCCCCGUCUUUCAGCGGACACCAUUUAUAUCCUUACGGGUUUGUGUUGCCCAACGACCCCCUGCCGCACGUGUGCAACUGGGUGUCUGCUAACGGACCUUGCGACAAGCGCUUCUCCUCCUCCGAGGAGCUCCUCAGCCACUUGCGGACUCACACGGCCUUCGCGGGCACGGAGAAGUUGAUAUCCGGGUACCCGGGGUCAACGUCUCUCGCCAACGCCGCCGCCGCUGCUGCUAUGGCUUGUCACAUGCACAUGCCUCACAAUGGCAGCCCGGGGAGCCCCAGCACACUGGCCCUCAGGGGCCCACAUCACCCACUCGGACUCAGCAGCCGCUACCACCCCUACUCAAAGAGUCCCCUGCCCACACCAGGGGCUUCUGUGCCGGUUCCUGCUGCCGCUGGAGCAUAUUACUCCCCGUACGCCUUGUACGGACAAAGACUGACGACAGCCUCGGCCUUAGGAUACCAGUAGAGACAAAGAAUUAUACAUUUAUAAAAGGAGAUUUAGGCCCAAUGAGUUUUAUAUUGUACUUCAUGCAGGGACUGGAUCCAUGUGGGGAUGAGUGUAUUUAUUUGCGAUAGCUUCAAGCGUGACUAAAAUAAAAAAUAAUUAUAAUAUACA